Molecule: messenger RNA, 2953 nt
Organism: Frankliniella occidentalis (western flower thrips)
Lineage: Eukaryota; Metazoa; Arthropoda; Insecta; Thysanoptera; Thripidae
Product: protein yellow-like
Exons: 9
Coding region: 330-2144 (604 amino acids)
Cellular component (GO): extracellular region
Source: RefSeq, a predicted model, not a curated record
UGCUUUGUCUGGGAGGUGGGAGGGGUGGCGGCUGAGGAGAGGGGUUCAACAAAACGAGCGAUCACCCCCCCCCCCUCUACUUUUCCUCUCCCUGCACUAUAACUAAAUCGCGUAUGUCGAAAAAUGUGGAGCGGUGGCUUGGAUCUAGGAGUGGGGCGGGGCCGCCCCGCCACGCGCCGCCACCACAACAACCACCACCACCAACAUCACCACCUCCACUACGCCCUGCCCUAGCUAUGAGGACGUCGGAGCGCCUGCUGCCCGCCAGCUGGUCAGUUCUAGACCAGCGACCAGGACUCAAACAUCUUUGAACGGCCGACCUGACCACAAUGCCCCCUGCGAUGCUGCUGCUACUGGUAGCGGCCGCCGCCGCCGCCGAGCCCGUGUCCGUAUACACGGCGCGCGGCCAGCUGCUGCACCUGCUGCACGCCCAGCAGCCGCCGCCCGACACCAGGCACCCCGCGGACCUGCCGCUGAGUGCGCAGCCUGCCUCCGUGCAGCCCUUCUUCGGCGCCCUGCCCGUCGUACCUGGGCCGGUCGCGCCCUCGCCGCCACCCGCCCUGCCCGCCCGCCCUCGUCAGCUCGCCGCCGGCAACGCGGCGGUGCAGGUCUCAAAGCUACAGGAGCGCUUCAGCUGGCGCUCGCUCGACUUCGCCUUCCCGGACGAGCGCAGUCGACAAGUGGCGCUCCAGACGGGAGGCUUUAUCCCAGAGAACAACCUCCCCGUCGGCAUCGAGGUCUGGGGUGACAAGCUGUUCGUCACCGUGCCCCGGUGGCGCGCCGGAAUCCCGUCGACGCUCAACUACAUCUCGCUCUCGCAGAGCUACGGGGACUCUCCCCGGCUCGUGCCGUACCCCGACUGGAAGACCAACAUCGAAGGCAACUGCGGCACGGGCAUCACCACCACGUACCGCAUCAAGGCCGACGCGUGCGACCGCCUGUGGGUCCUGGAUACGGGCACGGUGGGCAUCGGCAACACGACGCAGAACCCGUGCCCCUACUCCAUCCUCGUGUUCGACCUGACCACGGACACGCUGCUGCGCCGAUACACGCUGCGCACCCAGGACACCAACCAGAACACCUUCAUCGCCAACAUCGCCGUGGACGUCGGGCGGACGUGCGACGACACCUUCCUGUACGCCUCGGACGAGCUGGGCUACGGGCUCAUCGUGUACUCGUGGGAGCUGAACACAUCGUGGCGCGCGCAGCACGGGUUCUUCCUGCCCGACCCGCUCAAGGGUGACUUCAACGUCGCGGGCCUCAACUUCCAAUGGUUCGAGGAGGGCAUCUUCGGCCUGGCGCUGUCGGCGCCCAAGCAGGACGGCUUCCGCACGCUCUUCUUCAGCCCGCUGGCCAGCAACAGGGAGUUCGCCGUGUCCACGCGGGUGCUCCGGGACAAGGCGAUGGCCGAGGCGGAGGAAAGCUACCACCAGUACGUGGCGCUGCCCAACCGGGGCCCCAACACGCACACCACGGCCCAGGUCAUGGACGACGACGGCGUGCUCUUCUACAACCUGAUCGACCAGAACGCCGUGGGCUGCUGGAACUCGCGCCUGCCCUUCACCCGGGACACGCAGGGCGUGGUGGACCGGGACGACAUCGGGCUCGUGUUCCCCAGCGACGUGAAGGUGGACGCUCAGAAGACGCUGUGGGUCAUGUCGGACCGGAUGCCCGUCUUCCUCAUCUCCAACUCGAUCGACUUUACGAACGACGUCAACUUCCGCAUCUACUCGGCGCCCAUCGCGGACCUGAUUAGGGGCACCGUGUGCGACGUGGACCAGGGCAACUCGGUGCUCCCCGAGCACGACACGGCCGUCGCGCUGCCGCCGCGCCGCGCCUACACUGCGCCGCCCGUGCGCUACGUCGCCCCCGCCGCCCCCGCCGCCAGCGCCGCCCCUUACAGCGCCCCGUCAGCCCCCGCCGUCGACGUCCCCUACACCGCCACGCCCGCCUCUUACGCCGGACCCACGGCCGCGGCGGCGCCCCUAGCCGGGCCGUUGUCCGCGACAGCGUUCGCCGCCGGCCUCGGACGCUCCCCCGCCGACUCACCCCUGUCCGUGGUGUCUGGCGGCGGCCUCGGCCCCAACGGCGUCCUCCCCUCCAGCUACAGCCUGCAGUGGUGGAGUACAUCCUCUCGCCGCUAAAGACUGGGCUCUGCUCAGCUCUGCCCCUGUCUGUGAUUCAGCGCGAAGUCUUCCAGACGCCUGCUUGCCUGUAAUUUAUUGCGAGUCUGUCAGAUCGUUACUCCUCAUUUUUCGAGGUGUUGGGAUGGCGUUUCUCUCUCUGCUCUGUCUUCACGCACUUAGGAACGAGGACUUAGCGAGGUCUGGCGUCGCCGCCAGUGUAAUUGCACGAUUUCAUAAGUGGCCAUUGCCUGCUCCCGGACGGCAAAUCAUUUUUGUUGUUGCCGGGAGACCUUUCUAAUGCAGUAUUUCAACCCAAAGUGCUUCCUUUCCUCACAUAUUUCUCCCUUUGUCUACUUGAAUCUUAAGGAGUCAUAUGUUGAAAAUGUUUUCUUUCCGCUAUGCACACGGUGUAAUUUCAACUUGUGUGAAAAGAAGGUGACUGUAAAGCACUUGAACUACCUCGCAACAUUUUAGAAAUAAUUCUCAUUCAACAAGAUUAUAUUUAGUUUUAAGAGUUUAUUUUAGCGAUAGAGUGUCUCUCUGUAUCACAUGGAAAAUUAAAGAAGUGCAGAUUCAACACAGGCCUCCUCCAGGCAUCAAUUUGAGGUGCUACUCUUUUUGAACUUUUUAAAUAAUUCACCAUUGACUCGAUGAAAGUAAAGGGACAGUUUUCGAAUGCAAGUAUGUAAUAUUAAGACAAAAAUUGUCCUUAGUCAUUUAUAGUGUACAUACACUAUGGAACUUAACCUUUUAGUGUGUAAGAAAGAAAUGUCAAUGUACACCAAUAUUUUUGUAAAAAUAUCAAAAUACAAUCGAUGCUAAAUCUG